GCUUCUUUUCGAACGACGCCACGGACUGUGUGCUGUACGGUCGUUCAAUUGGUAGAACUUGACAGUAAAAUCACAAUAAUUGGGGGGAAAAACAAGCUGUUGUCUCCUGCCCACGCGUGCGCGGGGAAUGCAGUUAGUCUUCUUGCUGGGAAAGAGGGAAUAAAACCUGCUGACCUGCGGUCGGGUCGCAUGUUUUGGAGUUGCGCUGUUGUAUUUUCUUGACGCGCGCUCUGAGAUGGGGGCGUACCCCCAUCCGAGUCUCGAUUCCGAGAAAACUGCUUGAUCUGCCCAGGAUGGGACCUGUUUUCAGCGCAGGAACAGAUUUCUGGUAAUCGAAAGUGAAAGAGCGAAGAUCGGAGCGUGGUCCCACUGCCCCCACAGACCCCACAGACCCAGUGGAACCCGUCUCCCAGGCGCAGCUCGGUCCGGUCCGGUGAUGGACCUGCUGCUGUCUCUCCUCGUGGUUUCUGCAGUGACUCCAUCGGUGGUCCUUCAAGACCGGCCCAGGAGCGCUGUCCUGCACUUGUCCGCUGGGGCGCCAGAGGUCUUCAUCGGGGAGACCGUCACCCUGACGUGCCGCGUUCCGGGGGAGCCCUCCGGCUGGACGUUCGUGUGGUACAAAGACGGGGCGCCAGUGCAGCAGCUCGGCACCGUGGGGGAGGGGAGGUACACACUGAGGCCCACCCUGCCUCACCACGGUGGGCAGUACUCCUGCCAGGGCCUGCGGGCACGGGCCUGGCCGCAGCGCAGCCUGCCGAGCGAGCCCAUCAGCAUCCGCGUGACCGGCGGCUGGGUGAUCCUGCAGACUCCUCCACAGCCGCUGCUCCGCGGCGCCGGAGCCACUCUGACCUGCCGUGUCCGCGGCAACCCCAGGCUGCAGCAGGUGGUCUUCCACAAGGACGGCCGGGUGCUGGCGAGGCAGAGCGGCCCCCAGCUGCACCUGGCCAGCCUCUCGCCCCGGGACGAGGGGCUCUACGGGUGCCGGGCCACCUGGGGGAAGAGGUGGGGCUGGAAGACUGCGGAGUCCCCCGAGGUCGGCGUGUCCGUCAGAGACCUGCUGAGCGAGCCGGUGAUGGAGGUGCUGACGGAGACCCCUGUCCAGCGGGGGCAGGACCUGGUGCUGCGCUGCCGGGCCCAGCUGACCCCCCGCAGGCCGGGCCUGAGGCUGCGCUACAGCUUCCAGAGGGGCGGCCAGCGGCUGGGCGUGGCCUCGUCCCAGGACCGCCACGUGGUGCGGAGCGCCGCCGCCCGCCACUCGGGGCGCUACUGGUGCCGGGCGACGGUGGACGGGCUGGGCCUGGGGAAGAGCAGCGAGCCGGUGCUGGUGCGGGUGAUCGAGGACGAGGAGGCCGAGCUGGAGUCCACAGGGCCCAGCAGACCAGAGCAUCCCACGGAUCCCACACAGGCCCAGAACUCUCCCGGCAGCAGCCAGAGCCCGUCGCCAGAGACCUCGCCGUCCAGCUUCUGGAACCUCACAGAGUCCUCAGCAUGGGAGGCCAUGACCCCAGGAAAUACAACUCUGUAAAGAUUCCCUUAUUUCAGCAGGGACUCUGCAGAGGGAGUUCAGCACCAGCACAGUGAUAAUAUGCAAUCACUGACAUAGUACAUCAGACAACUUCAGUGAUUCAUACUUUUUUGCAAGAUAAUUGGAAGCAAUUAACCAACAUCAAUGCAUAGAGGCCUAGAGGCAGUGGACCUGGAAAGAUCUGUUAACCAGCCAGUCUGUCCUUUUAAAGUAAGUCAGAGACUUUGAUUAUUAUUUCCGCAUAUUAGAAAAUAAUAGAAAUACCUUUCUGCAUUCCUCUGUGUUUGGCAAACCAGGAAAAGAAAUUGAAUUACAGCAUUAACAACAAUAAACGAAAAUCUUGCUUUGAUUCUAA
This is a messenger RNA of Lepisosteus oculatus (spotted gar), 1880 nucleotides long. Its product is annotated as high affinity immunoglobulin gamma Fc receptor I-like. Gene Ontology annotation, cellular component: plasma membrane. Gene Ontology annotation, molecular function: transmembrane signaling receptor activity. Lineage: Eukaryota; Metazoa; Chordata; Actinopteri; Semionotiformes; Lepisosteidae. Gene Ontology annotation, biological process: cell surface receptor signaling pathway. The record is from RefSeq and is a predicted model, not a curated record.